ACAAAACCUAAUUCAAAUAUUGCGCAAUCAUCCACACGUCCAUCACGCAGUAGGCAGAUUGAAACAAAUAACCGGAAACGCGGUCGCACUUUUAAUACGCCCAAUCGUGAAUUAAAAUGUUAUUCAUGUUUUGAAAUAGGCCACCCGCAACGUUUUUGCCCUAAACGACUUAAACAGCCUGACGCAAACCCCAACAAAGACGAGAAAAAGCCUUCUGCCACCUCGUCUAAUGGUAACGCGAACAUAUGUUCAUUUUGUAAGAAACCGGGUCAUGACGACACAGUAUGUUUUGCUAAGAAGCGAUCAGAAUCGCGGAAUAAAAACAAUGUAAAUUUUUGUCGAGAAUUAACGGGUAGUCCGGACGACAGUGAUAUAACAACGGCGGUUAUACAAGGCAUACCUACAGAUGUUUUGAUUGACAGUGGGUCUCGCUUCUCGUUAAUCAGUAGGUCCGUGCUUAAACAUUUUGAACACACUGUACUACCCACUUAUCAAGUUUUGCGCGGCAUAGGCGGUAGUAUCGUUUGCACUGGUUAUGUAACAUUCCUAGUUGAAUUUAGUGAUUACGCGUUGAAUGUUGAUUUAUUGCUUGUGCCCCCUGAGUGUAUUAGUGUGCCUGUGAUAAUUGGGACGGAUGCUUUGAACGGCGAGGGAAUAGCAUACAUUCGAUUAAAUGGUGAACAUUACGUUACUCAGGUUUCUAAUACUAGCGGUAAAAAGGACGUGUUACAUGUGCAAUCCAGUGAGCAACAACCGACCAAUAGUUCGCUUACCGAAAGCGAUAUCAAUAGUCCGCUUACCGGGAGCGAUCGUGAGAAAUUAUUUACAAUUAUUAAUGAUUUCAAAGACCAUUUGAUUGAGGGCACGGCCCAUACAACUGUUACUACGGGCGAGAUGCACAUUGAAUUGACAAGUAACACUCCUAUUAAUUAUAGACCGUACAAAAUGUCUAUCGAUGAGAAAUCUAAAGUGCGCGAGAUAGUUCGUGAUCUAUUAGACAAAGGUAUUAUUCGCGAGUCACAAUCACCGUACGCUAGCCCGAUACUUCUUGUUAAAAAACGCGACGGAAAAGACCGUAUGUGCGUAGAUUACCGUGCGUUAAAUGCCAUUACGGUGAAAGAUCGCUUUCCACUGCCUCUUAUCGAGGACCAUAUAGACCGUCUUGGCAAAAGCAAAUACUUUAGUUGUUUAGAUAUGGCCACUGGCUUCCAUCAGAUAGCACUGGAUGGCGAUUCGAUCCCAAAAUCAGGUUUUGUAACGCCCGAAGGCCACUUUGAAUAUCUAAAGGUCCCGUAUGGCCUUUCUAAUGCGCCUGUUGUUUACCAGCGAAUAAUAACAAAGACGCUGAAGCCACUUAUUGACGCGGGUAAAGUUUUGACGUACAUAGAUGACGUUUUAAUUUUAGCCUCAACCGUUGACGAGGCACUUGAUAACUUACGUGAAACUCUUGAAACGUUGACUUCCGCCGGGUUUUCGAUUAACUUAAAGAAGAGUACCUUUGUCGCUACAGAAGUAGAGUAUUUAGGUCGUAGGAUAUCACAUGGUCAGGUUAGGCCGAGCGAAAGAAAAGUAAAAGCCCUGAUUGACUCUCCUGUGCCUACAAACGUACGUCAAAUACGACAAUUGCUUGGGCUAGCCGGUUACUUCCGGCGAUAUAUACCCGAUUAUGCAGCUAAGACGGCUUGCAUAGCUAGAUUGACGAAGAAAGGGGUUCCGUUCAUAUGGGGUGAGGAACAGGUCGAGGCUCGAAAAUAUUUAAUUGAGUGUCUUACUAAUGAGCCCGUGCUCGCAGUAUUCGAUCCUUCGCUGCCAACGGAACUUCACACAGAUGCGAGUUCGGUUGGAUACGGCGGAGUACUGAUUCAAAUACAUAAUGAUAACCGUAGGCGUGUGGUGGCCUACUUUAGUAAGACUACUCAAGGCGCCGAACCUAAAUAUCACUCAUAUGAGCUGGAAACCCUCGCUGUCGUGAAAGCUUUACAACAUUUCCGCCAUUACUUGCUAGGAGUUCCUUUCAAAAUAAUAACAGGGGCCUUAUUCGACAUAUUUGUUCCGCCUGAACCCGAACUGUCGAUCCGACAGAAUGAGUUGCAAAAUUGUUUUUGUAACGCAAUCUCUUUGUUUGGUACACCCAAACUUAUAGUUUGCGAUAAGGGUCGUAUGUUUGAAAGCUCUCUGUUUCAAGGUUGGGUAAAAAGUAUAGGGUCUAGCAUACAUUUUAUAACUCCUCAAAUGCACGGUGAGAAUGGACAAGUGGAGCGAUAUUGUAGAACUGUGCUUAACAUGCUUCGCGUAGAGGCCACAAAAAAUAGUCUGUGGUCUACUAGCCUUUGGAGGCUUCAACUUGUUGUUAACAGCACAAAGCAGAAAACUAUUCAAACUUCCCCUUUACAAUUGCUGGUCGGUAUUGAGGGUACGACACCGUUAAUAAGGACCCUUAUUCGCGACGUAGCUCUUGAUAACACGCAACCAAACCGUGAAGGCCUUAGAGAGUUACAAAGACAACGCGCCACUGAAUUGUUAAAUGAAAAUCAACGAAAGCAAGACGAACAUGUAAAUAAAAAUCGCCGGGCGGAGCGUAUAUUUAAAUUAAAUGAUAUGGUUUUUGUAAUUAAAACUUCGCAGAUGACUGGCAAGCUCGACUCCGGGAUGCGUGGGCCUUACCGCGUCACGAGAGUGCUGCCUAACGGUCGCUACAACCUGCGACUGAUUGGUGGCUCCUACGGCAAAACUACACAAGCCGCCGCUGAGCAUAUGGUUAUAUGGCGCGGAGAAUGGACCCCCGAGUCGUGUGGUGCCUUCUUUGACAGUGACGAGGAUACUGCAUCUGGCACGAUCUCUGAAACUAUCAGCCCACCUGCCGAUGGGAGUCAGCCGGGUCCAACUCCUAGCGCCGCGCCCGCGCCUCCUGAACCUAACAGCCAGGAGAGCCAAGCCGUAGAAUGCACGAGCCACCAGCUACCAUCUGCCAGUCACGCAAUAGAGAGCUCCGCCAGACGUAUAGACAACGGCGACAAUGACGUUCGUGACGCUAAAACGCAGGAGCCUAGACGACCAUGUGGUCGAGGGCGACCACGUGUCAGGAGAGGCCGUAAAAGGAGAUAA
This is a messenger RNA of Cydia amplana, 3105 nucleotides long. RefSeq lists its product as uncharacterized. The coding region runs from base 895 to 3105 and encodes 736 amino acids. Gene Ontology annotation, biological process: DNA integration. Lineage: Eukaryota; Metazoa; Arthropoda; Insecta; Lepidoptera; Tortricidae. The record is from RefSeq and is a predicted model, not a curated record. Gene Ontology annotation, molecular function: nucleic acid binding. The transcript has 3 exons.